GUGCGCGGAAGCCCCGCCCCUUUUCCCCUCCGCUGGUAGGCUGUGUCCGGUCGCUGUCAGAUUGGAAAAAUGCCACGCAAAAUCGAAGAAAUCAAAGAUUUCCUGCUUACAGCAAGGCGGAAGGAUGCAAAAUCCGUCAAGAUCAAGAAGAACAAGGACAAUGUGAAGUUCAAGGUGCGCUGCAGCAGGUACCUGUACACAUUGGUCAUCACAGACAAGGAGAAGGCAGAGAAGCUCAAGCAGUCCCUGCCACCCGGUCUGGCUGUUAAGGAGCUGAAGUAAACGUCUCACUUGUACAAAAUAUUGUAAUAAAAAUUGGGAAAAACCAGAAA
Colossoma macropomum (tambaqui) is the source of this 332-nucleotide messenger RNA. It is a transcript of the gene rpl38, whose product is annotated as ribosomal protein L38. The transcript has 5 exons. Gene Ontology annotation, molecular function: structural constituent of ribosome. The record is from RefSeq and is a predicted model, not a curated record. Gene Ontology annotation, biological process: translation; protein-RNA complex assembly. The coding region runs from base 70 to 282 and encodes 70 amino acids. Gene Ontology annotation, cellular component: ribosome; cytosolic large ribosomal subunit. NCBI's taxonomy places the organism in Eukaryota, Metazoa, Chordata, Actinopteri, Characiformes, Serrasalmidae.